This is a messenger RNA of Cylindrotheca closterium, 1422 nucleotides long. The record is from the annotation of a GenBank genome assembly. Lineage: Eukaryota; Bacillariophyta; Bacillariophyceae; Bacillariales; Bacillariaceae.
AUGGAUCCAAAGAAAACGAUAGUGGGGGGGGGGAGCAAAGGAAUGGUAGUAUCAGAAGAAAUCCUGCCAAGUCAGGUGUUCACCAGUCUUCCCGAUGCCAUGCAAGCAGCUGAACAAGGAAUUCCACCAAUCCUUGCCUCAAAAAAGAGAGAAGUCAAAGGGAGCUCAAUUUUAUGGGUUGGCAUGGAAGUAUCUGUAUCCAAGAGGGAUGCGACCGAAGUGUUUGGGAAUGCACAACAUGACAAGGGAUUUGUCAUUGACUUUGUGCGCGAUUCCAUUUUGUUCAUACGCCCAAGUUCGAGUCUGGUCGGGGAGGUGUGUCUUAAGGGUGAACAUGGCGUGGCGGUGGAAGAAGCUGGUAUCCUGAAGAAAUUGCCUCCAUCCAACAAUCUACUAAUUGACGUUAGCGCUUGGUGUUACCAGUACAGCUAUCGCCAAAUUGAAAAGACUAGCGAGUACGAAAAGGAUCCGUACUUUCGCUGGCUAGACGAGCUGCCACCAAAGCAAGGUAUCCCUUGGCUGGUGACAACCAGUGGCGGCAUGCGACACAAAUGGCAAGGCGAUGGUGUCGUCUGUCAAGGUAUGGCCCGUUGCAAUUUAUGCCUUCGUAGGUUUAAUAGCAAAUAUGGAUUUGGGUUGAUGGAUACCUACUCCAAGUACAGAUCCAGCUUCCGCAGCGAUAGGGAAUGGAAUGCGGAGCUCCAGGAACUCCAGGCACACACCGAAAAGCACAACGACAAAAUCGUCCACCAUUUCACGUUUCCCAACGUUUACCCUGGAUCCGGUCUACGUUGGCCUUGGGACAUGACUGCUUCCUCUGUUGCGCAAGAGGUGCUCUGGGAAGCAUUUGUUGAAAAAAAUAUCCCCCUAUCUACAUACUUCGGGGCUGUCACCGCCGGGAACGACAAGCUAUUGACACUACAAGUCAUCAGAAUUAUUGGUGUGGCCAUCGGUCGGGUUAGAAGUCAAAAAGAAAAGGUACUCGACAGGAUGUACCGCGGUGGGCUAAUCAUCCCUGAGCACAUUGCUGAUUACAUGAAAUGGUGGGAUGAAAAAGUUAGACAGGCGAAACCAUCCAAGAGAAGGCCGGCGAAAGAUUUGUUUGCAUCUACUCCACUAUCCUAUUUGAACAACAUACGUCGCAAAGGUGCCACUGACCGAUUCCUGGCCAAAGUUGAAGAGCUUCUGGAGGCACAGUGCCAAAAAAUGAUGGAGUUUCCGUACUUGACUCUCCCGUCUGCCUACGAAGGCACAGUCGAACACCAGGUUGGUUAUGCCUGGAACUCCCUCUGUUGUUUCUUCUACUGUGGCCUUGUCCAGAAGGAUUCGUUCCCAUUUGUCGACUACGAGAUGGGACAAAUCACAUACCUACAGGUCGUGAAUGACUUCCUUCAACUACAGAUAAUUGAAAAAGGCAAAUAG